Messenger RNA from Fomitiporia mediterranea MF3/22, 2355 nucleotides. Its product is annotated as acetyl-CoA synthetase-like protein. Gene Ontology annotation, molecular function: medium-chain fatty acid-CoA ligase activity. The transcript is spliced from 9 exons. Gene Ontology annotation, biological process: fatty acid metabolic process. The coding region runs from base 1 to 2355 and encodes 784 amino acids. NCBI's taxonomy places the organism in Eukaryota, Fungi, Basidiomycota, Agaricomycetes, Hymenochaetales, Hymenochaetaceae. The record is from RefSeq and is a predicted model, not a curated record.
AUGUCUGCUUUAUCGGGAUCGUCGACGGAGUCGAUCCGCUAUUCGCAUGAUCCAGUCACGGGUUCCGCUUUGAUCAUCCUCAAUCGUCCUGGAAGUCUGAACGCUAUUAAUGCAGCUUUACUGUCGUCACUCGUCUCUCAUUUAGAGAAAGCCGCCAAGGUGAAAGUAUGCAUUAUAACAGGGUCAGGAACCUCCUUUUGUUCAGGUGAAGACCUUAAAGAAACGCUGGCUCCUCAAUCGUCCGGCAGAGAUCCCGAAGAGCUUAGAGUAGCUUUUGAGCAGCUUCAAAGCAUCACCCGCUUGAUGACGAGCGCGGAUACGAUCUUCAUUGCCGCUGUAAAUGGUUGGGCAAUAGGAGGGGGAGCUGAAAUCGCACUCGCCGCGGACAUAGUCAUUGCCUCUCCAGAUGCCGAAUUCAGGUUCCCUGAGAUCAACCAUGGUCAUGCACCUACAGGAGGCGUUACGGGAAGGCUCCCUCAACUAAUUGGUUUUCAACAAGCCAAGCGUUUGAUGCUUCUCGGACAUGUCGUGCCCUCUACCGAAGCCCUGGCGAUGAAUAUGGUGACAGAGAUUGCAGAGGACCCGCUAUCACGUUCAUAUGAACUGGCUGCGCAACUAAUGUCCAAAUCUGCUCGCAGCCUAGCAGCUGUCAAGGUCGGGCUGGAACAGGCGACAUUCCCUAAUGCCGAAGCUGUCUUGGAAUAUGAGAUGAAGGCCGCAAGUCAAGCAUUUGCAGACGAAUCGGCAACGAAGGCUUUCGAGCACUUUAGGCUCCGCAAGUCUCCUCGUAAAUAUGGUACCUUUGAUGGCCCCUGGUCCACCUUGCCGGUUUUACUGAAAGAAGCCGCGACGUCCUUUCCGACCAAGACGUUCUUGCGCUUUGGGGACUCUGACUUUACCUAUUUCAAGUUCUAUGAAAGUGUUCUGUGCCUUGCUUUUGGUCUUCGUAAGGCCGGGAUACUCGAGGGGGACGUCGUAGCUGCUAUUAUGCUGAACAGUGAGGAGAUGGUUCGGUUGUGGUUUGCGACCAUGACUGUUGGUGCGAUCUGGGCGCCUUUACAUACAGAGUUCAGAGGUCUUACUUUGCGUCGUGCUCUAGAGCUAGUAGCUCCCAAGAUCAUGAUCGUCGAUGACACUUUCCUGUCUAUAUUGCCUACCGAAGUGAAAUUGAACUUGUUCGUCAAAGGCACAAUGGCGUCUCAGUACAAGCACUGGACCGCCCUGAUUGGGGACCACCCACUUUAUCCCGUCCCUCAAUCUCCCUCGUCUACGACUUCCUUAUUGUUCACUUCAGGAACGACCGGGCCUUCCAAGGCCUGCGAGCUGAAUCACCAAUACUUCAUUUCUGCAGGUCGAGCUCUCAUCAAUUCACUCCACCUCCGACAAUCAGAUGUUCUCUUUUGCCCAUUCCCACUUUGUCACGCAGAUGCAUCGUCGCUGACUGUCAUCCCUGCAUUGUUGCUCGGAGCGACUGCUGCGAUUUCAACUCGUUUUUCUGCUAGUACGUGGUGGGAUGAAAUUCGUCAGACGAAAGCAACAGUUGCGGACUUCAUGGGUGCUACAUUAAGCAUCCUCUACAAAGCUCCGGAAAGACUAUUGGAUCGGGAUAAUACGCUUCGCUUGAUGUGGGGUGUCCCUGUGCCGGUUUGGGUGGAUGAAUUUGAGAGGCGAUUUAAUCUGAAAGUGUACGAAGUCUACGGUUCUACGGAGACAGGGAUACCUGUCGUUCAACCAAUCGAUCGUCCAAGAGUGAAGGGUUCUUGCGGCGUAGCUCUCCCGGAGGUCAACCUCAAAAUCCUCCAGGCUGACGGUUCUGAGGCUGAGCAAGGCGUUGUAGGCGAACUUAUCGUACGUCAGCCGAAGACAUCACGGUUCUCUAGAUAUUACAGGAAUCUGGAGGGCACUGCGAGCUCUCUUCGUGAUGGGUGGCUUUAUACCGGAGAUUAUUGUCAUCUAGACCAUGAGGGGAAUCUAUACUUUGUUGGACGGAAGAAACAAGUUAUCAGGAGGAGGGGGGAGAACAUCUCAGCAUUUGAAGUCGAGGAAGCCCUCCUUCUCCACCCAGACAUCCUCGAAUGUGCAGCGUACGGAGUCCCCGCUCCUGAACUCACAGAAGAGGAUCUUGUCGUGUCCAUCGUUAAGAGGCCAGGCGGCGACUUGACAGAAGAAGCGGUACACGCUUUCGCUGUCAAUUCUUUGGCAAAAUUCCAAGUUCCUAGAUACAUUGGCUUCUGUGACGCCUUGCCACGGACUGGCACCGGGAAGUUGGAGGUAUUCAAGCUUCAGGAAGCGUGGUCGCGUCGGGAUCGAUCCAAAUUCAAAGAUUUCGAGGGUCACAAGAAAGCACGGUUAUAA